Molecule: messenger RNA, 1580 nt
Organism: Paramecium primaurelia
Lineage: Eukaryota; Ciliophora; Oligohymenophorea; Peniculida; Parameciidae
Source: the annotation of a GenBank genome assembly
AUGCGUCAAUAAAACCAGAAAAACACUUUUUUAAAAACUAUUCCUUAUACAUCUAUUUUUAUGGAGGCUUUAAGGUAAUCUUCAAUGUGGGUAUAAUCAAAUACUAUUGAUGGAAAUAAUUAAUUUUAAGGUAUAGAUGAAUAAAUUAUUCAGGCAGGUUACUUUUAAAAGUUGAUAGUCAAUGGGAAUCAGUUUAAUUAAAUCUACAUCCUGAAAAAUUAUAUAGAAAAGGAGUGGGAUCUGAGGAUUAUACAUCUUAUUGUUAAUUAUAAGCAUGUUUUCUAAAAAAGUUUACUCAUUUUGAUCCAACAAUGCCUAAUUAUAGAUAUGGUAUUAGACUAUAAUUUGGAUAAUAACUAACUCAUUUAUUAUGUGAAAAUGCAGAUAUCUUCAAAAAAUGGUUUUAAUUUUUAAGAAGAUUUUGUAUAAUGGAUAAAUUUGCAAGGAAAUAUAAAGUUUUAGGUAAAAUAAAACACAGUGAUCCUGUAUUUGGUUAAUGUUUAUUUUCUUGUGUCAGAGUGUAAGAUGCUGAAUAUCAUGUUGUGAAGGUAAUAGAGAAAGAUGUAAUUAUGGCAGCAUAAAAACAAAAUUUAUUUAGGGAAUUAAGUAAUUUAAGAAAAUUGAGUCAUACAUAAAUAUGUUAUAUUGUUGAAGUAUUUGAAGAUGAAUAAAAUGUAUAUAUACUAUAUGAAUACUACUUGGGAAUUGAUUUAAGAUCAUACAUAAAGGAAUCCUAAAUAUAUUAAAUGGCAGAAUAAUCAACAUAAGGAUUAGAAGAGAAAUUAGUUGCUGAUAUAAUCUAUGGGAUUUUGUAAGCAAUUUAACAUAUGCAUUCAAAAGGAGUAUUUCAUAGAGAUAUAAAAAUGGAAAACUUAUUUAUACCAGAAAAGAAACGUUUACCGUUUGUUGUUUUAGGUAACUUUUGUUAUUCUGAAACAACAGAUUAAUCAUAAUAUAAAAAAUGUGGUACUCCUGGAUUUGUUGCACCUGAGAUAUUUCGAUCUAAAAAUUAUACAAGUAAAGUGGAUUUAUUUUCUUUGGGUGUAAUAUUUUAUCUUUUAAUUUAUGGAAAAUUACCAUUUGAAGGUAAAGAUUAAGAAGAAAUACUAAGAUCAAAUGAAAAAUGUGAAAUAGAUUUUAAAAUAGAGUAUUUAUAUACAUAUUAAUUAAAUUAGAAAAAAAAUAUGCAAAAAAAUUUCAAAUUCUGGAAUGGAUUUAUUAAAGGGAUUAUUGAAUAAAGAACCAAUUAAAAGAUUAUCAGCUGUUUAGGCACUCAAUCAUCAUUGGUUUAUAAAAAUGGGUACAAGACAUUAAAGAAAUCAAUAUCUUUAAGUGUAAAGAGGGAAGUCUCUAUCUACUAUUAUUGAAAAUUCAGUAGAUAUUACUUAAAGGUAAAUAAUAUUCUCAAUAUAAGUUAUUAUUAAUCCAAUUCAUAAUUGCAUCAAUCUACAAAAGAGGAUGACAGAUUAGACAGAGUAGAAAAAGAGUUCAUUUAAGGUAGUCUAUAUGAUAAAUUGCUCCAUUUUAAUAGUAUUUAGUAUUAGCCUUCUAAAAUUCGUCACAAUUAGUAAUAGUAGUGA